Messenger RNA from Cyprinodon tularosa, 7334 nucleotides. It is a transcript of the gene trim71, whose product is annotated as tripartite motif containing 71, E3 ubiquitin protein ligase. NCBI's taxonomy places the organism in Eukaryota, Metazoa, Chordata, Actinopteri, Cyprinodontiformes, Cyprinodontidae. Gene Ontology annotation, molecular function: ubiquitin protein ligase activity; zinc ion binding; protein binding. Gene Ontology annotation, biological process: proteasome-mediated ubiquitin-dependent protein catabolic process; protein polyubiquitination. The coding region runs from base 920 to 3433 and encodes 837 amino acids. The transcript has 7 exons. The record is from RefSeq and is a predicted model, not a curated record.
GAUUCUGCUGUGUCUUCACUCACAGGACGGAAGUGAGUCCAUUUUUUUCCUCUCAGUCUGAUAAGAGCGGCUCGAGGAGCUGCAGCUCGUGCAACACGCGCCGUAAGAGAGCGCGGACGCUGCGUGUCCGAUGCGUUGCAACGAAAACAAAACAGAAAAGGAGGUAACUGAGGAGCCGUUGGAGCUAGCUACUCUGUUUUUCUGCUCUCUUUGAGGUGAGGAGAGGGGGGGAGGAGGAGGAGAGGGGGGGACGGAACCCUGCGCAUUCCUCCACACGUAGAGGCAGACUGGACCCGCGCGAGCCCAGCUUCUAUGACGGUGACCCGGAGCUCCCUGCUUGGAUGAAUAAUGCCCGCGCUCCGUGUCCGCGGCUCGCGCUGAGAACACACCAACGGCUGUCGGCUGCGCGUGACGCCCUCUGAAGGGAGCCCCUCAUGGUGGAGCCCAGGCAGGUCCGGUCCAACUGGUUCCCCACACGGUGAGAGGCAGGAGCGGCGCCCUGUCCGGUGGUCUGGCAGCUGCUGCGGGGCCCUGAAGUCAUGCUGUCUGCUCGGUGGGGGAGGAGAGACUUCGCUUCCAGGACCUCAGCACCCCUCCACUUUUAGGGGACUCUUCCCAUGUAUAAACAUUUUCUAAUGAUCUUAUUAGAAUCCUGCUGAUUCUCGCUCAAUCAUUUGCCAAAUAGAGAUGAGCCUAAUAAUCUGUUUUUAUUUUGCUAUGAAGUAACAAUGUUUUAAUUAUUUUGAUGCCUCCUUGAUUUUUUGCAUCUAAUCAAAAUAAUCAGAUUUAAAAAGUGAGUUGAACUGACUGAAUACCUCAAGGAUCUACCUCAGAUGCCCCAGUUUGUCCAGCCUAACCAGCUGACACAGCCUCAGAUGAAUACCUCAGACUUAUUUUUUCCCACACGUGUUGUGAGCUGAUGUUUCUGCUACAGAUGGCUUCGUUCCCAGAUUCCGACCUGCAGACCUGUCCGGUCUGUAAGGAGCUGUGUGGCUCCUCUGCUCCCAUCUCCUCCAGCUCCUCUACCUCAUCGUCCUCCUCUCACACCUCAAACUCCUCCAACCACCCCACCAAAAGGCUCCACGUCCUGCCUUGCCUGCAUGCCUUCUGCAGGCAGUGCCUGGAGGGGCAGCGCAGCCCCGGUGACCCCCUGAAGCUGCGAUGCCCCACCUGCGACCAGAAGGUCUCCAUAUCCGAGGCCGGGGUGGACUCCCUGCCUUCCUCCAACUUCCUCUUCAGCAACCUGUUGGACGUGGUGGUGAGCUCUGAAGAGAACAUCCAGAACAAGAACGGCCACCAUCACCUUGGGGGGUUGCUUGGGGGCUCCUCUGGCUUCCACCCUUCACAUGGGGGCCUGCUGCACACACAGAACAUGGGGGAGCCUCAGUGUAGCUCCUGCGAUGAGGAGAACCCAGCCACGUCCCAUUGCCUGGACUGCCAGGAGUACCUCUGCGACAACUGCGUCCGAGCGCACCAGCGGGUGCGGCUGACCAAAGACCACUUCAUCGAGCGCCUGGGCGAGAGCCUCCACCUGAGCCGGGUCAACUCCAACAAUAGCAGCUCUGGCCCACCGGGGGUGUCCGUGUCCCUCGCCCAGUCCCUGCAGAACAACUUUGCCCUGCUGUCCCUGUUCCAGGACAGGAUGAGCUACUGCCAGCACCAUGACAAUGAGGUGUUCCUGUUCUUCUGUGAAACCUGUUCAGUGCCCAUCUGCAGGGAGUGCAGCGUGGGCCGCCACAUGGGCCACACUUUUGUCUACCUCCAAGAUGCCGUGCAGGACUGCAGGGCCAUCACCAUCCAGCUGCUGGCCGACGCUCAGCAGGGGCGACAGGCCGUCCAGCUAAGUAUGGAAAAAGUGCAAGCCAUGGCAGAGCAGGUGGAGAUCAAGGCCAAGGUGGUGCAGACUGAAGUGAAGGCUCUCGUCCUGAGGCACAAGAAAGCGCUGGAAGAGAGAGAGUGUGAGCUUCUGUGGAAGGUGGAGAAGAUCCGUCAGGUGAAGGCCAAGUCUCUGUACCUGCAGGUGGAGAAGCUCCACCAAAGUCUGACCAAACUGGACAGUACCAUCGCCGCUGUGAGCCAGAUACUGGAUGAGGGCCACCACCUGGACGUGCUGUUGGCCAGGGAGCGGAUGCUCACCCAGAUCCAUGAACUCAAGACUCUCAGGAGUCUGCUGCAGCCGCAAGAGGAUGACCGCUUCAUGUUCACUCCUCCAGACCAGCAGGCUCUGUACAUCGCCAUCCAGUCCAUGGGGCUGAUCAGCAGCGGCGCCUUUGCCCCUGUAACCAAAGCCCACGGCGAAGGUUUGAAAAACGUACUGCGAGGGAAGCCAGCGUCCUUUACUGUUAUCGGGUACGAUCACGACGGAGAGCCGCGCUUGUCCGGCGGGGAUCCUGUCUCAGCAAUGGUGAUGUCGACUGCGGACGGCUCUCUGUCGGCGAUGGAAGUGACGGACCACCAGAACGGCUCCUACACGGUCAGUUACCUUCCCAAAAUAGAGGGAGAGCACCUGGUGUCGGUGUUGGUGUGCAACCAGCACAUCCAGGGCAGCCCCUUCAAGGUGACGGUGAAGUCAGGACGGAGCUACGGGUCCCUGGGAUCCCAGGUGUCGUCCUUCGGAUGCGAGGGGGAGGGCGACGGCCAGCUGUGCCGUCCCUGGGGCGUCAGCGUGGAUAAGGAAGGAUACGUGGUGGUGGCGGACCGCAGCAACAACCGCAUACAGAUAUUCAAGCCGUGCGGUGCCUUCCACCAUAAGUUCGGCUCUUUGGGCUCCAGGCCGGGUCAGUUCGAUCGCCCGGCCGGGGUUGCCUGUGACAGUCAGAGACGGAUCAUCGUGGCCGACAAAGACAAUCACCGUGUGCAGGUGUUUACGUUUGAGGGCCAGUUCCUGCUGAAGUUUGGAGAAAAAGGCACCAAGAACGGGCAGUUCAAUUAUCCCUGGGAUGUGGCUGUCAACUCCGAGGGUAAAAUCUUGGUGUCGGACACCAGGAACCACCGCGUGCAGCUCUUCGCCCCCGACGGCUCCUUCCUCAACAAGUACGGCUUCGAGGGGGCCCUGUGGAAACACUUUGAUUCUCCCAGAGGAGUAGCCUUCAACCACGAAGACCACCUCGUCGUGACCGACUUUAACAACCACCGCCUCCUGGUCAUCCGGCCGGACUGCCAGUCUGCGCGCUUCCUGGGCUCAGAGGGCACGGGGAACGGCCAGUUCCUGCGUCCCCAGGGCGUCGCCGUGGACCAAGAGAACCGCAUCAUCGUGGCCGACUCCCGCAACCACAGAAUCCAAGUGUUCGAGCCCAACGGAAACUUCUUAUGCAAAUUCGGCACUCAGGGGAGCGGCUACGGACAGAUGGACCGCCCAUCCGGGGUGGCGGUGAUGCCCGACGGAGUCAUUGUGGUUGUAGACUUUGGAAAUAACCGCAUUCUCAAAUUCUAAAAAGAAAGAAAUCUAUUUUUUUUUUUUGCAUUCUCUCCCUCUGUUUGCUCUUUUUGCAGUAAAUUUUCACAAUGAAGGAAAUAGAGAGGAGAGAAUCAAUCAACAGAAAGUCGGGAAGCGCAGAGAGGACUGAGGACAUGCUUUAAAAAAAGUCUUUUUUUCAUUUUCACUACUACUUACCAAUAAACAGGUGUAGUUUAUACGAUGGGGACCUUUCCUAAUGGACUGACAGCUGCUCUCCGUCCUCUCUGUUUGCCCUUCUUUAAGAUCCGUCUCAGGGAAUUCUUUCAUUUGUUGGAAUCUCAUACCUUCUGCUCCAUACCUACCUCAUCUAGCUCUUUAUGAAUGUACUCAUAGUCUCUGAGCAGAGGUUUUAGUCCGCAAAGUUUUACAAAGAAGAAACGUCUACCUCUAUACUUUAUUUAAGAGACAUAUAAGUAGAUUCUUGGGUUGAUAUUUGCACAGGAUUCAUGGAAUACUUUCUGUGCAUUUUUAGUGAACAUGAACCUCCUGAAUGUUGUUGCUGAGACAAUACUCAGACCGCUGUAAGAGACUGCAUGCUUGGUUCGCAUUAGAAGGCUAGUGGAAGAGACGAAAAGAAAAGGGUUUGAUCUUGUCCUUUCCUGUUUUCAAAUUAGUUAGGUGUUUUUUGUUGUUAUGUUUUUGUUUUCUUUCUUCUCCCCACUUAGAUCCGUAGAUUGACCCCUUCCACCAUUUAGCUCUGUGUUCGCCGAGCGAGACUGUGAGAAGAAACGCCAAACUGGACGAAAUCAAAAUGAGCUCAGGUCAUCAUAAAACUGGUCCAAGUGAUCGGUUCUUUUCUUCAGGCUCUCCUAUCUUUGCUGACUAAUGCUGAUUUAAUGGAUUUAUUAAUAAGUAGAAGUAGAAAAUGUAGAAAAUCAGCUCUAAAAAAAAAAUCCCUUAAAUGAGAUAACUUUUGACCAUUAUCCCUAGACGUAUAUCAUCGAACUGGGACAAUGUUUCCACUAGUCAGAUAGUAAGAAAAAAACAAUUAUGCAACUGAAGCGUCGUCUUCUCUGAGACGAGAAGAUCCACAAAGAUUUUGAGUUGAAUCCUUAGAGAUCUGGACGCGUUCCUUGGCGUCAUCCUAGAAAUGUAAUUAUAGAAAUGAAUGCUACUUUCUUAAAUGAGGCAUGCUGUUUGACAAAAGCCGAUCGGGCCGUCCAGAGGACACUAACGACAUCAGAUUACAGGCCUAAUAUACCUAAUAUAAUAUAACAAUCUCUUGGAUUUAGAUUGUGGUUUAAAGCCACCCCCCCGCCCCUUGGCUCCUAGGGCCAGAGAUUUAGUCCUAUCCAACGAGAGGGCAUCUUCAUAGAGCCCUACCCUAUUUAUUUCUCCUUCGAUUAAAUGAAAUAAAAAGAACGCCUUCAGACUUGAGCGUUGGUAGACAGAUUCCUCUAAAGAUGGAGGUCUACAGACCAACUACUAGAAUCAACCAAAGUUAGAAUUUCUGCACAAUGGCCAACUAUGAAUUUCCAUUUAAAAGGGAUCUGAGAAUCCCCCUUAACACUUUUCUUUAAUUAUUCUUGUUAGAAAAGCCUAACGUUCUUACAACUCAUGGAGUUUAGUUCAUCGCACUGUCUGCAUUAAACUCUGGAACGGAGUGCCUAGGUCCCAGGUUGUGGAGGACUUCCUCCCUAGAAAGUCUCUUUCUCGCAGAGGUGCUCAUGUUAGAAAACGGAGAAUACCCUCACCAAAGAGAAACCCUUGCAUUUAUUGCCGAAGCUUCUUCAGCAAUGCCAUAGUUUUUAUCACUACUAUACUCAGAGUAUCAUCUCAGAUUAGCCUCCUUUCCUCCCACUUACCUUCAUCUCCUCUUUGAGGUGCAACCAGUCGAUCAAAAGCACUCAACAGUUUAAGGUUCCGCAAGCCUGGAAUUAAGACCAAACUACAAAAAAACGUCUUAGACGACAAUGGGCCACACAAGUUUGAGAUUUUAGGUCCGUGUACCACCAAGAACUUUUACCUCAGUGUUUUCCUUUCUUGUAUACCUCAACCUCUGAAUACCUCAAGGUUUAUUCCUCCCUCAUGGUGACGGUGCGUUAAACCGUUUGAAUACCUCAAUAUCUACUGAAUACCUCAGUUUGACAAUUCUUGAAGGAUUUUCCUUGUCAGACAACUCGGCACAAGGACCAAAGAUGGUUGUACUGUUUUGAGUCGAAACAGAAUCUGUAGCUUUAGUGUCUGCUUAAUCUACUGUAAUCUGCCUGGUUUAAAUUAUUGCCUUUUUUUUCCUCUUUUUAAUCAGCAGCAAAACAAAUCGUUCCAAUGCGAGUAUUGUGCCAAAUCGAUCUGUGAGAGUUCUGUGCCAAAGCAGUAUUGGCAUUUGGACCACGAUGUCGUAGACACAAGUAUCACUGGACCAUAAUACGCAGGAUUAACCCUCUUCCUCUGGUUUGGAUGCACUUAGUAGGGCUGGGCCCCGUUUCUCUGUACCUCACGAUGAUCUGGAACACACAAGUGAAAUAUGUUGCUGUGCGCGAGGGGGGGAUGAGGGGUUCGAGGAAAGCUGGUUUUCUCUAAAUGCAACAGCUCAAAAUGUCCGCCAUUGAAUGCACAUACUCACCUCAGAUUUCCGCACAAACCUACCAAACCUAUGUGGACUUUAAGAUGCUCGAUGGUAGUUGGAAUGAGUCCGUAAUCUGAUGGUCAUUGCCUGGGAUUACGCCUAAAGUCUGACAUCAAGCUGGCUCGUUAUUUAAAGGGAAAUUUCCUUUUUAAAACCGACCGAGGUUAAUGUGAACUUUAUACUGUGGAUUUCGUCUCUUUAGCGUUUAUAACUACAAGGCAUGGGCUGCUAUUGUAUCUAAAAUCACCACAGCUGCGCUGCUAGCUUGUCGGAGUUCAGUGAUUUUCUAAAGCAUAAUUUCCUGUUUCUGAGGAAUGGACGCCGCCAGCAGUGCGCAGCAACAGGUGGGGGAAACAUCGGCACUUUCUCUGGCAUCUAGAUUAAUAGCGAAAGAUGCGUGGCUAGGUUUGUCCUUCAAGCCCAUGCCUUGUCAUUGUGUUCUCCAACGUGUUGAAAUUUGUAUGUUACUCCCCGCGAUGCUGACGCUAAAGCAGAACUUCCCUUUAAAUCCUGCAGCCAGCUGGAGUCUGCAAAACCCUGCUGCUUUGAACGCAACGCCUGCUAACAACCGAUAAGUUCGCUUUUUCUGCUUUUCAGUAUUACUCUGACAUGUUGACUCAAUGUUGCUUCAGGUUUUUUUUUUUUCCUUGUACUUUUUUUUCUUAUUAAGAUUGCAGAAUUCUAUCUUUAAGAUCCUUAGGUCUUCACUCUUAAAGAGGAAAAAUGUAUUUUAUUUGUAUUUCGUUUUGUUGCAUGCUUUAAAAGUUCUUGUAUUAUAUACUGAUGUCUCCCAGAUAGGUGUUGAAAGGCUGAGAUAGGGUGGGUAGCUGAUUGUUGGGAUGUUUUUUUUUUUUGUUUGUUUUGGGUUUUUCCCCUCCCCCCCCAAAAAAAAAUGUAUACCCAAAGAUGUGUAUAUGUGUGUUAGAAGUUUGUUGGUUGAAAUUAAUUUUGACCUUGGCGAUUGUAUUUCCUGUUGGUUGGAGGCUCUGCGGUCGAUGUUUCACCCCUGAGAGGCUUCAGAGAUUAGUCCUUUAGUUUCCCUCCCUGAUAAUUAGAAGAAGCAUUUUUUUUAAUCAAAUCAACAAAUCACACAUCUUUAGGUGUCUGUUGAAUGCUCCCCCUGCUGAAGCUGGAGUGCAAUUACAUUUACUUGGGUUUUUAACAGGAAGUCCUACAAAUUCUGUGAUUUCUCAGGCCUGUUCAAACAUCUUCAGGGUAAGAAGAAUCGUGAAGCUUCAUCAGACGAGACGUGCGAGGUCACAGCUCUCCCUUUUUGCAUUUAAAUGAUUGUAUAAUCUAAAAAAAAAA